UUAUUUAUUUUUUUUACUUUUUUAAAUAUAGGGGUAUUUUAGUCUUUUCAUUAGAAACUAACAGAAUAUUCAAACGGAGUUAGAAAUUUGGACUCAAAUGGUUAAAGAAAAUGCUUAUGGGGACUCAGGUCGUUAAACUUUUUGCUUUUGGACUCAACUAGUUAAAACCCAUAAAACACAGGAACUCAAAAAGUAAUUUACCCCAAAAUAUAUAAUCCCCAAUUAACACGAGUCGGUGAAAUCGAUUGAUACAACCGAAACCCUAGCCUCCAUACAUCUCUAUCUGAAUCCUAGAACCACCAACCUUCAUCCAUCCAUGGCGAUAAAGCAAGACUGUUCUGGUUGGUUUGAAGGUACUUUUUUGAGCGGAGAUCGUGCAAGGGUUAAUAUGGCAUGGAUUCUUUACAAAAAUGAAAAUAAUCUGUGUACCUACUCUGUUUUUGGCUAAGAUAUCUGAUGAAAUUGCCUGUGUACCUACUCUGUUUUUGGCUAAGAUAUCUGAUAAAAUAAUUUGUGUACCUACUCUGUUUUUAGGAGCUGUAAUUACUAUAUGAUAGUAUUAGAAAUUUGUAGACUUCAAGCUAUUACAGGAGAUCGUAGCAUAAUAACGAAGUGAAGCUGAACGCAAAUGGGCGUAGAAUUUUCAUUGACCCGGAGAGGAAUGCGGGUCUUAUCAACAAGUCUUUAAGUUUGAGACCACCAUUGAACAAGCUUGGAAAGAGAAAAAGAGCAAAAUGAAUGUGAAAACAAAUUUCUGAAAAACUACUCAAAUUUUAUGGAGAGUGGCCUUCCACAACGUUUGUUGUUUUCUCAAGAUGGUCAAUGGGUUGACUUUCCACAAGAAGUCGUUAACCUUGUCAAAGAAGACUUCCGGUUAAAACGGGCAGCGAUUGAAGCGGAUUACAACGGGUGCCAUUUCAUGCUAGACGUUUUACGUAUGAUUCAGGUUGAUUUGAAAACCGGUGUGCAGAAGCCGAUUGCGUGGAUUGACGAUGCGGAUGGAUCGUGCUACUUGGAUGUACUAUACUGCACGUAAUACCAACUUAUACACGGAGCAUGUUCAAAGUUUUCUUAAGGUUGCCGAAGCUAAUCGGGUGAAUAAAGGAAGUGGAUCGAUAUGUUGUCCUUGUACAGUUUGUAAAAAUUUUAAAAGAUUUAGUGACAUCAAUGAAAUAGAGUUUCAUUUGUUGAAAGAUGGUUUUAUGCCUAGAUACACUCGUUGGUCAA
This is a messenger RNA of Helianthus annuus (common sunflower), 1227 nucleotides long. RefSeq names its product probable inactive poly [ADP-ribose] polymerase SRO1. Lineage: Eukaryota; Viridiplantae; Streptophyta; Magnoliopsida; Asterales; Asteraceae. Bases 776 to 1036 code for a protein of 86 amino acids. The transcript has 2 exons. The record is from RefSeq and is a predicted model, not a curated record.